Gossypium arboreum is the source of this 1045-nucleotide messenger RNA. RefSeq lists its product as uncharacterized. NCBI's taxonomy places the organism in Eukaryota, Viridiplantae, Streptophyta, Magnoliopsida, Malvales, Malvaceae. The coding region runs from base 224 to 775 and encodes 183 amino acids. The record is from RefSeq and is a predicted model, not a curated record. The transcript is spliced from 3 exons.
AAAGAAAAAAAUUAUGUAUUAAUUAUUUAUUAUCAAAUGGUAUGCACUCCCAGACUCCAUAAUCUCCUCGAUUGAAAUUUGUUAAUUAAUCCUGCUACGAAAAUAUUUCUAAAAUAAUCCCACAAUACUGCAAAAGUAGUGGUCUUCAACGAGACUUGAAGAGAAUAUUCACCAAUUGUCCAAGUUUUAACACACACCGGAUACUGCGAACGAGUGGUCUUUAAUGAGACGUGAAGAGAAACGAAAAAGAUUCCAUGAGGCUGUUCUUAGAACACUCUAUCCACCGCCAUCUCCACCGGAAUCUGAGGAGGAAGAGGAAAAGAAACAGCUGAUCACAUCACAGAGGGCUGUCGACUUCGGGCCCGGAAACCCAGAUGAUUCUGAGGAGGACAAGUGUAGUUCCCCAAAGACUGCCGACGAAGAUGACGGAAGUCAAUCUGAGACUCAGAAGCUGAGUAGAGCUCAAAGGAAAAGACUUCGAAAGAAAAAGCUCAAAGAAGAUGCUUUUCGUCGUGGGAAGAUAAUUGGGCCUUUGUUACCGUCAUCUAAAAAAGAUGGAGUGGGUUCAUUGCAAUGUGAGCCUGAAGGUAUUCGAGAAAAUGCUCGACAGGAACAAGUUGCUUCAAGUGACAAACCUGGCGAUCAGCAGGAAGGUGAUUGUAGUACCAAGAAGAAGCUGAAACAGAGGUUGAUAGCUAAAAGGUUGGCUAAGGAGGGGCUGAAAUCCACUGAAGGUGAGCAUUCUGGUCAAGACAAAGAGCACCAAGUAAUCUAGUCAAAGAGAAUUGCCAUCAAGCUUAAUAAUUUAAGUCCUUUAACAUGGGUUCUUGUUGUGAAGACUCGGGUAGUUCCACCAGUUAGAACUCCGAUGUAGUUGAAGAAUAAUAGAUUCAUGAACUUGAAAAUACCAAUGAAAUAUAGAUUCAUUGGUCAAGAAUCUAGAAAACAACCAUGCCUGCAAAUGCAAUAGAUUCAUUUUGGAGCCUAAUGUAUUAUCUUUGCUUUGCUUUAUUAGUAAAAUGGGGAAAAGAGCUGAUAGAAACAA